UGAAUCUGCAUAGAUAUAUUUAUAGUAUUGAAGUAGUAUAAGAUCGCUCUGGCCGGUUAGAACUGGCCAGUGCUAAUUCCGAGUUCUUCUGAAUACAUAUACUUUGAAUAUCUGAGUUAUGCCGCAACUUAAUAAAUAAUACAAAAUUCACAAACAAAACCAUGCAGGUUGACCAAAUUAUAUUUGUGGCCACUUAGUCCGGCCCAAUCCGGAAUGCUCCCGGAUUCCCUCAGAGAUGCUUCCAGAAUUUUUCUAUGGAUCCUUGGAUGCUUCCAGAUUCCUUACAGGAUGCUUCCAUAAUCCUUCUAGGAUGCUUCCUGAAUCCAUCUGGGAUACUUCAAAGUUGCUUCAAAGAUGCUUCCACAAUCCUUCUAAGUUGCUUCCAGAAUCCUUCAGGAAUACUUCCAAGUUCCUUCAGAAAUGCUUCCAGAAUCCUUCGGAUGUGCUUCCAGAAUGCUUCUGGGAUGCUCCCAAAAUGUUUCUGGUUUGUUUCCAGAAACCUUCAGGAAUACUUCCAAGUUCCUUCAGAAAUGCUUCAAGAAUCUUUCAGUGAUGCUUCCAGAAUCCUUCGGGUGUGCUUCCAGAAUGCUUCUAGGAUGCUUCCAAAAUGCUUCUGGGUUGCUUUCAGAAUUCUUUCAGGUAUGCUUCCUGAAUCCUUCUAGGAUGCUUCCAAAAUACUUCAGGGAUGCUUUCAAAAUUCUUUCUAGAAUGCAUUCUGAAUUCGUUUUGUGUGCUUCCAGAAUCCUUCUAGGAUGCUUAUAAAUUCCUUCUGGGAUGAUUCCAGAACCCUUAUGGGAUACUCCCGGUUUCCUUCUAGGAUGCUUCCAGAAUCUUUCUUGUGUGCUUCUAGCUUUGGGAAGUGCUUUACAUUUACGAUUAUUUAUUUGUAUUUUCACCGUAACUUUUUUAUGUUGCUUUUCAUAUAAGUGGGCGAAAAUGAAAGUAUACACUAUAACUUUACUGCGAUCACAGUAAGCUGUCGCCAUACCCAUAGCAUAAGUAUAUUUUAUAGACAAUCAGAAUUUAUCGCGCAUUCAAGCAAAGCACACGUCAUCAUGAUAUAUAACGGAGAUAUUGUAAAAAUCUAUAUUCAUAAUCGUUGUGAAGAAGAUGUCUUGAAUUUUCUGAAGAAGCAUUUGAAUAUUACACUCAAGUUAUUGAAACCCUUAGCAAAAAAUUGGAUUCGAAGCUUCAAGUACCAUUUUUCGAAGCAUGGAUGCUGUAAGCGGUUUUUUGAGAAGGAAUCAAAAUGGAUUGAAACGCCUUUCUCGGUAAGAAAUUAUUUCUAGUAAAUGUAUCAAAUUCAUAUUACAUUAGAUUAAAAUAUUGAUAAAUAGUCAGGUACUACGGGAUCAAAGUCGUUCCAUCUUGCUCAUCGUGAAAGUGUUCCUAACCCCGCUGAGCACAAUAACGACGUGGAAGGUAUUUCAAUAGAUAGCACACCUUUGACGCCUCUAUCUACCGCAACCAAGUCUGGUCACCGCGGACGUAGGCGCCUGGUGUUUGAAAGCUUGUCUAAAUCAACCAAAAAUAAACAGAGUCAAAAGUUAGCACGAGAGAACCCGCUUGAAAAACUGUUGCAGUCAUCCGAAAAAGUAGCGCGUAAGCUGAAGAAUCCACAUACAGCGAAAAUGUUGAAAUUAUUGAGAACUGGUGGCGAGAUCUGGGCGAAAAAUGCAUUGAAUUCCAUCGAACGCGCCGAAAAAAAUCUAAAGCCGACUGCUGAAUCAUCGUUGAUGUUAAAAACACGACUUGGACUAAGCAAAUCAAAAUACCAAGGUAAAGGCGUUUGUAUGUAAGUAUUAGGGCAUAAAAGUUUCUAGAAACAAUCCCUAUUUCUGAAGCAUUAUUUCAGUCAUGGUCUCUAUGGAAGAGGAUUAUAUUUAUAAUAUUAGCAUCACACAAACAACCACUAGCAACAAUUAAAUAUAAGGAUACCUCAUUAUUUUACCUUGAGUGUAUAAAACUCAUAAAAAAAUUUAAAUAACAUUCCAAACUUUACAAAAAAAAACCAUUGUGCAUUGUACACUUUCAUAUUUGUUGUAAUAGACUAUCUCCGUCAGAUCCAAUCUCCAUUUUUAUAUUUUCAAAAGUUAAUAUAUAAUAUAAAAUAAUUAAAAUUGGUGCACUAUAAUGUUCAUAAAUAGGGACCAAUAUAGCCGAAGCAGUAAACGCGCAGUUUUUCAGCAAGACUAUGCUGAUGGUUCUUGGUUCGCUUGCCGGUUGCUCCUCGACCUUUUCGUAAUGGAAAUUUUCUUGACUGCCUUGGGCUUACAGUAUCUUCGUACCUGCCACAUAUUAUACGAUCGCAAUAUGGUUGUUGGCAUAGAAAGUUCUCAAUCAAUUACUGUGGAAGUGUUCAUAGAACACUAAGCUGCGAAGCUGGUUCUCUCCUAUUGAGGACGGUACGCCGAGGAGAAGAAUAAGAAUGAUUACAAAAGUGUUGAAUGCAUGAUUGUUUUUUAAGAUAAUGUAAAAAUAUAAACAUUCGUCUUAUGAUAUUGAAUUUACUUUCUAUUUAAGGUAUUCGGAAAUUCAUAAAGCAAGAAUUCGGCUUGAAGCUUCUCGUCCCGUGGGCUGUUAUGAUCGAAUACAGAAAAUCAAUAAUACCGCCCUUUUUAACUCCAAACUGGGAAAAAGGAUACCUUUCGUGUACCGUUUCCGUUCGGGAUUUGAUUGAAAAUGAUGCUAGACGAAUUACUGAACUAGCAGACACAAGAUCAAAACUGGAUGCUAUUUCAAAUUCGUACGACGCACCAAUAGUCAUUGACUGUUUGAUGAGGGUAGCGGGAGGUCCUGAUUCAGCAACAGGUUUCUCCCAGUAUAACCAGGAAAACAUUCUUGGUAGUGAUGAGAGCCUCCUGUCAGAAAAUUAUAUGUGUCUGGAGCUGAUAACAAUGUCUGGGGACGAAAUCUACCGGAAUCCAAACCCGCAGUCGGACUUGUUUUGUCGCCCACGAUCAUUAAGCUGGACGAAAGAGACGGAUGCCAUCACACUGGAAAUGUAUAACAACUUUUUCGAUGAAAUCAACGACAUCAAAGACGAUCCCGUCAUAGUCAACGUAGAUAAUAUUCGUCUUCGAAUAACAGUAGAAGCAAUUUAUUCAUUAAUCGAUGGAAAAGCUGCCAAUGCUAUUGUGGGCAACAAAAAUACACAUGCUUGUCCGGUAUGCAUUGCAGGAGUAGAUAGUGUAAUAGGACCGUCAUAUUUUCACUCUCGCUUAAAUAGCGCGGAAUGGCUAAUUCGUAAUGCGGCAAAAAAGAACAUCCCCAAUAACCCAGCUUUGACAAAUCCUGAAGUACGAGCGGAGCACAGAAAAAUUUCGAAUAAUCUGGAGGAUCAGUUCAAAGCCCAUGUAAAUCGGCCAAAACCCGGAGGCAGUGGAAGUUCCAAUAAUGGGAAUCUUGCACGCCUCAUGCUCUCAGAUCCUACCGCAUUUUCCAAUAUUCUUGGAAUAAAUGUAAAACUGGUGGAAAAUUUGAGGCUGAUCAGCAACCUGGCACUCUCAUCCCGAAGACUUGAUCCUGAAAAGGUCCAGCAGCUGUACGAGGAACUGGAGAAGAAUAUCAUAGGGAAUCCUUCCGCCCUGUUUGCAUAA
Messenger RNA from Aedes albopictus (Asian tiger mosquito), 3599 nucleotides. RefSeq lists its product as uncharacterized. The transcript has 2 exons. The coding region runs from base 2583 to 3599 and encodes 338 amino acids. NCBI's taxonomy places the organism in Eukaryota, Metazoa, Arthropoda, Insecta, Diptera, Culicidae. The record is from RefSeq and is a predicted model, not a curated record.